Pelmatolapia mariae (spotted tilapia) is the source of this 1086-nucleotide messenger RNA. RefSeq names its product 4-galactosyl-N-acetylglucosaminide 3-alpha-L-fucosyltransferase 9-like. The transcript has 2 exons. Bases 13 to 1086 code for a protein of 357 amino acids. Gene Ontology annotation, cellular component: membrane. NCBI's taxonomy places the organism in Eukaryota, Metazoa, Chordata, Actinopteri, Cichliformes, Cichlidae. Gene Ontology annotation, molecular function: alpha-(1->3)-fucosyltransferase activity. The record is from RefSeq and is a predicted model, not a curated record.
UUUUUGCAGAAUAUGGCAUCUGGAUCUUCUAACGGAGUCCUGCGACCCUUUCUCCUCGGUAUACUUGUACUGGCAGUCUUUGUGACUGUGUUUCUGAUGUAUUUUAAACCUGAUAAAAGCUGGUUCUGUCCUGUAGAGUCAGUGUCAGAUCAGGUGAAGAACCUCAUCUCCACCAAGAGGGAUAAGAAUGCCACCAUUGUGCUGAUCUGGCUCUGGUCCUUAGGCAGUAAAUUUGACUUCAGCGUCUGCAGUGCUCUCUUUGAAAUUGAUAACUGCUUCAUCACAGCAGACAGGAACCUCUACAAUAAGUCACAUGGGGUCAUCAUCGAUCACAGAGACAUCAGGGGUGACCUGUCCAAUCUGCCGCAGCUGCAGCGACCAUCGUUCCAGAAGUGGAUAUGGAUGAACUUUGAGUCACCGACACAUUCAUCCAAACUGUCUGGGAUACAGAAGCUGUUCAAUCUGACUCUCAGCUAUCGCCAGGAUGCAAACAUUGGAGUGCCUUCUGGGACUAUCGUACCAGCAGAGGGCGAGGAGAAUUUUGUACCACCCAGUAAAAACAAGCUGGUCUGCUGGAUAGUGAGCAAUUGGAACCCACAGCAUGUGCGGGUGAAAUAUUUCAAUGAGCUGCAGAAACAUGUUAAGGUCCAUGCAUAUGGACGAGCCUUUGGGAAGCACAUUUCUGACAAUGACCUCAUGCCAACCAUCACCAGCUGCAAGUUCUAUCUGUCCUUUGAGAACUCUGUCCACAAGGAUUACAUUACUGAGAAACUAUUCAACCCACUCUCAGUAGGAACAGUGCCAGUGGUUCUGGGCCCGACCAGGCAGAACUAUGAGAACUUUAUCCAGGGAGACGCCUUCAUUCAUGUUGAUGACUUCAGCUCACCCACGGACCUGGCUGAUUACCUGCUGCUUCUGGACAAGAAUGAGGAAAUGUACUUCAGUUACUUUGAGUGGAGGCGACACUUUAAAGCAAAGAAGGUCCAAUUUCCGGUAGAACAUGCAUGCCUGACUUGUGAUUAUUUGCGUAAGCACAAAGAAUACAAGGCAUUCAAUGACCUUGAUACGUGGUUCUGGGGCAGCUAG